CAGGGCGGGCGCCAUGGAGGCCGGCAGCGGGCGGCGGGUGGUGGUGGUGGGCGCGGGGCUGGCGGGGCUGGGGGCGGCGGGGCGGCUCCGCGGCCUCGGCUCCCUCCGCCUGCUGGAGGCGGCGGGACGCGCCGGGGGCCGCGUCUACACCCGCCCCUUCGCAUCAGGGCUGGCAGAGAUGGGGGCACACUGGAUCCACGGCCCCUCCCCGGGGAACCCUGUCUUCCACCUGGCCACUCACUACGGCCUGCUGGGCCCCGAGGCCGCGCUGGAGGAGAACCAGCAGGCAGAGACCGGGGGCCAUCCUCCGAUGCCCUCCGCCACCUACGGCAGCUCGGGGAAGGUGCUGAACUCCCCCGCGGUGGGCGAGGCCCGUGACCUCUUCGACGCCCUCCUGACCUCCACUCGUGCUUUCCGGGGGGCCAAGGAGCUGCCAGCAGCCAGCGUGGGGCAGUACGUCCGGGCAGAGAUCACCCGGAGGCUCCCUGCCUUGGGAGGCGGGGAGGAGGCCGCCCGGCAGCUCCAGCUGGCCGUCCUCGCCUCCUGCCUCAAGCUGGAAUGCUGCAUCAGUGGGGCCCACAGCAUGGACCUGGUAGCCCUGGAGCCCUUCGGGGAGUACGUCUCCUUGCCCGGCCUGGACUGCACCUUCCCAGGCGGCUACAGCGGCCUGCCCGAGCGCCUGCUCUCGGCCCUGCCCGAGGGCAGCCUGGCACUCAGCAAGGCGGUGAGGACCAUCCGGUGGCAAGGAGCCUUCCGGGAGGAAGGGGACAGCGCCAGGGAGUUCCCUGUCCAGGUGGAGUGUGAGGAUGGAGAAGCCUUCCUCGCCGACCACGUCAUCAUCACCGUCCCGCUGGGCUUCCUCAAGGAACACCAGCAGGACUUCUUCCAGCCUCCCUUGCCCGAGCGGAAGGCGGAGGCCAUCCGCCGCCUGGGUUUCGGCACCAACAACAAGAUCUUCCUGGAGUUCGAGCAGCCCUUCUGGGAGCCCCAGCAGCAGCUCCUGGAGGUGGUGUGGGAGGACGAGUCCCCCCUGGAGGAGCCCAGCGCCGACCUGGAAGCCAGCUGGUUCAAGAAGCUCGUGGCGUUCGUGGUGGUGCAGCCGCCCGAGCAGCACGGGCACGUCCUCUGCGGGUUUAUUGCGGGCGAGGAGGCAGAGUACAUGGAGACACUGAGCGACGCCCAGGUGCUCGGCGCCAUGACACGCGUCCUCCGCACGCUCACAGGGAACCCUUCCCUGCCCGCUCCCCGGAGCAUGCUCAGGUCCCGCUGGCACAGCGCCCCCUACACCCGCGGCUCCUACAGCUACGUGGCCGUCGGCAGCUCGGGGGACGACAUCGACGUGCUGGCUCAGCCCCUGCCCGACGACCCCCAGGACCCCAGGCCUCUGCAGCUCCUCUUCGCCGGCGAAGCUACCCACCGCACCUUCUACUCCACCACCCACGGAGCCCUGCUGUCGGGCUGGCGAGAGGCCGAGCGGCUCAAUCAGCUCUUCGAGGCAGCCAGCCUCACUCCUCAGAGCUCUGAGGCAGGCAAAUAAAAGCCUUGCUUCCUGGGCCGCUGCCGCUCAGCCUCCUUUAUUGCGAACCCUCCCAGACAGAGGACAGAC
Molecule: messenger RNA, 1606 nt
Organism: Dryobates pubescens (Downy woodpecker)
Lineage: Eukaryota; Metazoa; Chordata; Aves; Piciformes; Picidae
Gene: PAOX
Product: polyamine oxidase
Exons: 7
Coding region: 14-1537 (507 amino acids)
Molecular function (GO): polyamine oxidase activity
Source: RefSeq, a predicted model, not a curated record